Messenger RNA from Lethenteron reissneri (Far Eastern brook lamprey), 3735 nucleotides. Its product is annotated as P2Y purinoceptor 3-like. NCBI's taxonomy places the organism in Eukaryota, Metazoa, Chordata, Hyperoartia, Petromyzontiformes, Petromyzontidae. The record is from RefSeq and is a predicted model, not a curated record. Gene Ontology annotation, cellular component: plasma membrane. Gene Ontology annotation, biological process: cellular response to pyrimidine ribonucleotide; G protein-coupled receptor signaling pathway. Gene Ontology annotation, molecular function: G protein-coupled UDP receptor activity; G protein-coupled ADP receptor activity; G protein-coupled UTP receptor activity.
UGGGGUGGGGGGGGUGGGCACGUGGCAAGCAUGGCGAACAGUUCCAACUGCACGCUGAACGAGAGCUACAAAUUCAUCUACCUGCCGGUCGCCUACUCCGUCAGCGCCUUCUUUGGCAUCGUCUUCAACGGCUUCGUCUUCUCCCGCCUCGUUUGCAGGAAGAGGAAAAAGCUGAGCUCGAGUUCGCUGUUCACGGUGAACCUGGCCGCAGCGGACUUCCUGUACGCCACGUCGCUCAUCUUCCUCAUCCACAGCUACGUGGUUCACGACAAUUGGGUCUUCAAGGACUUCAUGUGCCGCCUCGUGCGCUUCAUGUUCUACUUCAACCUGAACGUCAGCGUCCUCUUCCUCACGGCCAUAAGCCUGUACCGAUACCUGGGCAUCUGCCACCCGAUGUCCACCCUGCGGUGGCGGAGGAAAAAGGUCGCCAUCGGCAUAUGCGCGCUCGUGUGGGUGGUCACGAUCGCAGAGUCGGUGCCGACGCUGUAUUUCAGCGGCGUUACGCUGACCACGCGACAAGAGGAGUGCUGGGACUUCAAACCGAACAAUUCGUCGGAGGACAAGCCCUACAGCGUCGCGGUCAUCUUCACGGGAUUCGUGGUUCCCUUCAUUGUCACCUUGGUCUUCUAUUCCUUCAUCAUCCACACCUUGAGAAACUCCUUGUCGCUGGGCAGCGCCCGGCAGGACGUCAAGCGUGUGAACGCCAUCCGCACUAUUAUCGUCGUCCUCGUGAUAUUCAUCAUCUGCCACCUGCCGUACAACAUCAGCAAGUUGGUCUUCUUCUUCUCCGGCGGAAACAGCUUGACGUGCGAGGCCGACGCGUUGGUUAAAACGUACAAGUUGAUGCGAGGCCUUGUCAGCCUCAAUUGCGCCCUCAACCCCAUUGUGUACUUUGUGAAACUCAGAAAGUCACGCAGGAACCAUCACGCGAGAAAACGGACAGUUUUCGCGACCAUCUCGAGCAACGCCAAAAAUAUAUUUCCCUCCCUUUGGCAGGACGAAAGAAAUCCAAACGGAACCAAUUGACACGAUGUGGACCGAUAAAGGUUCAGCAACAACUGAUUUAACGUCGCGGCGUAUGGAAAUGAAUUUCCACGGUACAGUGACGUUACGAGUUGUAUUCCCGGUCAAGAUACAACAACAACAACAACAACCGCCAUUCGCCACUAAGUGGCGGUGACGUCACCACGACGCUUGUGCCAGGCUAGGUGCACGUUGAGGCCACGUAAAGUGUCGAACGCCGGCUGGCAGGAGGUCACGGGGCAGACCCAGAUGCCACAGGGCGACUGACUGAGACGACUGGCUGAUGCACCACCUGUGCCCCCUACUGUGCCAACUUGCUGUGCUUUAGCCACCCGGCACUCCGCUUGUCGUUGUGAGCGUCGCUCCUCCGCCCUCCGUUAUUGUUGGAGGGCGUCUACCUCCAACUGCCCAGUAGCGUCCUUCACGAGCCUCCUCCACAGAGGCCGGUCUUGACACCGCUGGUACCAGUCAUCGGCAAGUCCACUCAACUCCACGUCCUCCUGUACCACAUCACUCCAUCUCUUCUCUAGCCCGUGCCGCGCUCGUUAAGCCCCCUCGAUCCGGCCGAACAAAAGCUGUUUAGGCAUGUGGUGAUUGGGCAUGCGGGCUACAUGACCUCGCCAAGAUACAGACUCUGCAACACGCACACGCAGCAUAAGUGGGGUGAUAUUACAAUACGAAUUUGGCCACUCGGCCAAAUAGUUUAACGUUCCAGACUGUGAUGGUUAGACUCUGGAUGUCAGAGUUUGUCCGCUUCGACAAGAGACGGCCAAACAAUAUGCUGUUACACGUAUGUACAUUUUUACUUGGGUAAGUAGAAUUUGUCCGUUAAUUUGUUUAGCACAAAUCUCACUCAAAACAUUCCUGUGUGGCACGAACGAUGGUUCUCGUGUUCUCUCCUACCUUGGCUUUUGUUGAAAGAAAUGUCCGUGUUUAUUUAUGUUUUUUGUAAAAAAAAAUCUUGCUUUUUAUGUUGUAAUGGUUUCUACUUUAUUUUUAUGUUUUGUGUUUUGUUAAUGUUUUUAAAAAUGUUUGUUUAAUGUUUCUUUUUAUGUUUGUUUUUAAAGUUCCACGUUACAUUGUGUAAAGGUGCAGCUAGGCAAUUUAUUUGCUUGAUAAUGCCACUUACUAUCAGGAGGGCCUCGGUGAGAGCGAGAGAGGGCCCUUCUAGUGCAGUAGUUCUUCACAUUAACUGCAGCCUUGCACCCCUUUGGUUCUCAAUUGUAAUUUUUUUGCACAAUGUUAAUAAAUACAUAGGGUUCGAUGAAACAAAGUAAGUUGUAACUUACGUGCCCAUGCUUAAUUUGUGUUCAUACCCACUACUCUAGAGGGUCUUUGGCCUCUCUAUUCCACACGCCGGCCAGACAGACGUCUUGGAAUAACAGCUGGAAGCACCAACACGCUGUGCGAUUCAGACUGAAAGCCUCCGUUCUUGUUAAUUUAAACAAAUAUAUACCAUUGUAUGAUUGUCGCCGCAGGAGCCCUGUAUCUCCUUGCGCGAUAAGAACGUUGCAAAAUCCAAAUGUACCGAUAUCAUCUUUUUAGAUCUGACAAUUUCACAAUGGUCAACGGCCCCACGGCGUUUUAACCUUCGGCAAAGCGUCUGAGUCGGCAGCGGUGGUGUGCGCGCAGUGGUCUAUGACUCUAGGCGGCGUCUCUGCCUUUGCUACGUUGACAAUUCUUGCCCCUCCUGAAGUCCGCCUGGAACCACGGUCUCGUCGCAAAGGGCCUCUCCUCGCGUGGCUCGAAAACAAAACUGUCGUUUGAGCAAAAGACGCCGGCAAUUGCGAAAAUGUGGACGAUGCUGGAAAGCUUGGAAGCCAUGUGCUCCUCCAUCGUGACUGCUAUAACCUCGUGUGCACACCAUUGGAACCUCCUUUGCCAGUAGCAAAAUAUGAUAAAAAAAAAUUUAUUUUGCUACUGAAAAAGGAGGUUCCAAUGGUGUAAAUGCUUACCCCGAGCUCUCAUACUCUGAUGGUGCAUUGUCUUUGAGUUGUGCGCCUUUUGGCGUCAUCUGGUCCAACACCAUGUGAGACUAGGCUCUAAGAAAAGCUGUCUCGGGUGUGGAACAAUCAAUUUCAAGGACAGUGCAUGCAUUAUCAGAGUUGUGUUUUUUUUGCAUUCUGACUGCAGGUAUUCUGGUCAAUGCAAACAUGACUCCUUGUAAUAAAAGGUGUCAGGUUUGUUGCCAGAUAAAAUGAUAAAAAAACAAUUAUCAUCUCGUGUGCACAGUUUGUUCUCCUAGAACGCGGUAGUUGCUGCGUUCCUGAAAAACACACCGCGUUGUGGAAAAAUCGUCUUCUAAUUAAUCAUACAUAAAAUCGGGGGUAAAGCAGAGUCCGCGAUAACGCGUGAGAUGCGUACGCAGGCCGAACAUAGACUGAUGCGCGUGGGUAGCAUCUAUAAGCAUCCAGCAGCAUCCCAAUGUCUUGUGCGACGAUGCUACGUCGAGGCAGCCGUUACAACUUCUGGUUCCGACUCGCGCGACGUGGUUCCGUCCACUCGAUCGCGGUGUAUCCAAGUCGCUUCCGAGGUUUAACACGUCCCUUCGGAGUGGGCAGGUAGGAACUUGGUUGGACAGCGCAUUCGUGCGAUCCGUGUCACGCGACGCAAGCUGCGUGGGACAGCGCGUCACGUGGUGCUGAGCCCGCCCGAGGCUCUUUAUGAAAUACAAAUCGAGGGCGUGGCUAUGCACAACAGACAGACAAAUAA